This is a messenger RNA of Miscanthus lutarioriparius, 450 nucleotides long. The record is from the annotation of a GenBank genome assembly. Lineage: Eukaryota; Viridiplantae; Streptophyta; Magnoliopsida; Poales; Poaceae.
AUGGCGGGCCAACAGAGUCCUACGAGUACAUUACCAUUACCAACCACGAACCUACCGGCAACCUUCAUGAAAGAAAUUACCAGAGAUUUCACUGAUAACCAAGAAGUUGGCCGUUCUGUUUUUGGAACAGUUUAUAAGGGGGUUCUACCGGAUGGUGGCGUGCUUGCUGUGAAGAGGCUUGCUGAAAACGCGCCAGUGGCACCUGGCACUACAUUUGAUAACGAGGUUGCAAAUCUUAUGGCGCUUAAGCACAACAAUAUAGUGCAGCUGGUUGGAUUCUGCCAUGAACCGCAGAAGAAAGUGAUUCAGCAUAGUGGAAGAUAUGUUAUUGUAGACAUGAUCGAAAGCUGUCUAUGCUACGAAUAUCUAGCUAAUGGAAGUCUCGACAAGCACAUCUAUGGCUUGAAACAUGGUCUUUCCAAGGAUAAAUCGGUGUCCAAGAAGAAGUAA